AUGGCGUCUCAGGGGCUUAGAAUUGGCUUCGUGCCGGAGCACUUCUCCACGCCGCUUCACUUCGCCAAGGAGCACUUCGGCCUCGACGCCACCCUGGUCCCCUUCCCCUCUGGGACCGGCCACAUGAUCACGGCGCUCCGCGGUGGUGAGAUUGACAUCGGUAUCGGUCUGACUGAGGGCUGGAUCGCCGGUCUGGGCAAGGAGGACGCACCCGGCGACGGCGGUUACCGUCUCGUGGGAACCUACGUGGAAACGCCUCUCUGCUGGGCCAUCUCAACCGGCGCCAAGCGCCCCGAGAUCACGUCCGUGGAAUCCCUCAAGGGCGGCAAGAUCGGCGUCUCGCGCAUCGGCUCCGGCAGCCAGAUCAUGGGCUUCGUCCUCGCCGACCAGCACGGCUGGCUCUCGCCCUCCAACCCGCAGCCCUUCUCCGACACGGUGAUCCUGAACAACUUUGAGAACCUGCGCAACGCCGUCAACUCGGGCGACGCCGACUUCUUCAUGUGGGAGCACUUCACCUCCAAGCGGUACUACGACUCGGGCGAGAUCCGCCGCGUCGGCGAGAUCUACACGCCCUGGAGCAGCUGGAAGAUCGUGGCCUCGACGGCGCUGGCCAAGGAGGGCGGCAAGCUGGACCCCCGGAUCAAGGACUUGUUCGGGAAGCUCGACAAGGGGAUCAAGCACUUCAACGAGAACCAGGACGAGGCUGUCAAGUACAUCAGCACGCACCUCGACUACUCCGAGGCGGAUGCGAGGGAGUGGUUGAAGACCGUCAAGUUCACGGACGGCGUCGAGGGUGUGAAGCCCGAGGUCGUCAACAACUGCGUCGACAUUUUGAGGAAGGCUGGGGUUUUGGUAGAGGGCAAGGGAAGGCAGCCGGAUGCGAUGGUUGCGAGAGACUAA
This is a messenger RNA of Colletotrichum karsti, 900 nucleotides long. RefSeq lists its product as uncharacterized. The coding region runs from base 1 to 900 and encodes 299 amino acids. NCBI's taxonomy places the organism in Eukaryota, Fungi, Ascomycota, Sordariomycetes, Glomerellales, Glomerellaceae. The transcript has 2 exons. The record is from RefSeq and is a predicted model, not a curated record.